AUGAAAAGUUAUGCUUACUCCGGCCAAGACAGAAUUCAACAGCAACAGGCUGAGGUGAAUGAAGUUGUUGGGAUCAUGAAAGACAAUGUCGCACGAGUUUUGGAAAGAGAUCAAAGACUGUCAGAUCUCGACCAUCGAGCCGAUGAACUUCAAGUGCAUUCAAGGGAAUUUGAAUCGAUUUCGCGAAACAUCCAAAGGAAGUACUUUUGGAGAAAUAUGAAGGCGAAUGUGGGGCAUCAUUGCUGGCGUCGUCAUUGUCCUAAUCGUCGUUAUUAUCAUUUGGGCAACUGCGGGUCACUCGUAGAGGUGUCAGGAUUUAUAUUAACCCACCAUCAUUGCCCUUCUCUCCUUGUCACUGUUUUCAUUGAUGCACAAUGCCGGAGGACGAAAGUCAUUAGAGCUUUCACAAUACAUCCUCCUUUUCAAUUCCCAUCUCUCCUCUUUCUUGAUUCGUUCUUUCAUGCGUUACAGACUGUAAAUUGUCCUGCUUUAUUAUGCUUGCACGGUGUUUCUUAUUGCCUCGGUUUAUUCUGA
Echinococcus granulosus is the source of this 534-nucleotide messenger RNA. Its product is annotated as Synaptobrevin-1. NCBI's taxonomy places the organism in Eukaryota, Metazoa, Platyhelminthes, Cestoda, Cyclophyllidea, Taeniidae. Gene Ontology annotation, biological process: vesicle-mediated transport; vesicle fusion. Gene Ontology annotation, molecular function: SNAP receptor activity; syntaxin binding. The coding region runs from base 1 to 534 and encodes 177 amino acids. Gene Ontology annotation, cellular component: SNARE complex; plasma membrane. The transcript has 5 exons. The record is from RefSeq and is a predicted model, not a curated record.